This is a messenger RNA of Glycine soja, 1570 nucleotides long. RefSeq lists its product as uncharacterized. Lineage: Eukaryota; Viridiplantae; Streptophyta; Magnoliopsida; Fabales; Fabaceae. The transcript has 4 exons. The coding region runs from base 74 to 1450 and encodes 458 amino acids. The record is from RefSeq and is a predicted model, not a curated record.
CAAAGUGAAAUUGAAAUCAUCAAAGUGGAAUUGUAAUGAACUCAAAGGAACCGAAAUCCAUGGAAACCACUUGAUGGCGAAGUUAAUACUAACAGCCUCCAAACCCCUUCUGUUCCUCCAAUCAAAACUCUUCUGUUUCUCUCUGUUCUAUCUCUUCGCCUCUCUCUUCCUUGCUCUUUACGUCAUUUCCUCUCAAUCCAAAUGCCUCUUCAGAUCACCCCUUUACGAUCCAAUUCAACCUUCUUCUCUCUUCUCUUAUCCUUCUUCCUAUGGACAGCACAAGUAUGCCAUCUCAACCACACGUUCCACAUGCUCUUCCCCUAUCAAUUUUUCAGAUUACUGGGAUGUUUUGAAGGAGAUUCAGAAUUUGCGCAAAUGUUCCACGAGGACCGUGAGGUACAUGCAGGGGAAUGCUGAUAGUUUCGGUGGGAAUCUCAGCAGCCAUUUAAGGUUUUCUUAUUUUGAUCACCAAAACGAUAGCAGGGAAGUGCCAUGUGGGUUCUUAAAGAAAUUUCCAAUUAGUGAUUAUGAUCGAAUAUCGAUGGAAAAGUGUGAGAGUGUAGUUGUAGUUUCAGCAAUAUUCAAUGACCACGACAAGAUCCGGCAACCUAGGGGCCUUGGGUCCCAAACACUACAAAAUGUCUGUUUCUUCAUGUUCAUAGAUGAUAUUACACUCAAAGGACUUGAAUACCAUGGCUUAAUUUCAACAAAGUCCAGCGAAUACAAGAUAGGUGUGUGGAGGAUUGUGAAGGUUUCAAAAGAGAAUUUGUAUCAGAACCCAGCAAUGAAUGGGGUUAUACCAAAAUAUUUAGUCCAUAGGCUAUUCCCAAAUUCCCAAUUCAGUAUUUGGAUAGAUGCAAAGUUGCAACUAAUGGUUGAUCCAUUGUUGCUCAUUCAUUCACUUGUUAUAUCUCAGAAUGCAGACAUGGCUAUAUCGAAGCACCCAUAUUUUGUUCAUACCAUGGAAGAAGCAAUGGCAACAGCAAGGUGGAAGAAAUGGUGGGAUGUGAAUGCCUUGAAGAUGCAAAUGGAGAUCUACUGUGAAAAUGGAUUGCAACCAUGGAGUCCCAGCAAGCUGCCCUAUGCCUCAGAUGUGCCAGACAGUGCACUGAUCCUGAGGAAGCAUGGACAGAGCAGUAAUCUGUUCUCCUGUCUUAUAUUCAAUGAGUUGGAGGCCUUUAACCCAAGAGACCAAUUGGCUUUUGCAUUUGUCAGAGACCACAUGAAACCCAAGCUGAAGCUGAACAUGUUUGAGGUUGAAGUUUUUGAACAAGUGACAAUGGAGUACAGGCACAAUCUCAAGCCAAGUAGUGAUGUGUCCAUUGCCAAGAAAUUCUCCAUGACAAGAAAAACUGUAAGGGCAGAACCAGAUUUGUUGUAUGAAAAUGGGAGCUGUUGCAGCAGGUGCCAGCAGUAUCUUACCACCAUGUGGGGUGAUUCUCAUCAAUAGUGCCCCAAAAGCAAAGAAAGAAUAACUAUCUUAUAAAGGAGGUCAAAAAAACAAAUCAAAGAAAAUAUAGAACAUCAUAAUUGGAUUUGUCUUUUAACAAGAUGUCAAGAAAAAAACGGG